AUGCACAUAUGGGACGUAAAGCCCGAAUGGAUAAUGCCCAUGCGUCAAAUGGCAUUUUGUACUCAACUCCUCUUCGUCCUAUGCACUACUACCACAAAACUCUCAAUUCUUUCUUUCUACCUUCGGCUCUCUGCCUCGCCAACCUUUCGAUUUCUAGUCUACUCCGGCAUGAUAUUCGCUUUAGCAACAGGAAUCUCCUUCGUCUUUGUCAUAAUCUUCCAAUGUAGCCCUAUAAACGCCUACUGGGACCUGACUCUCCCCAAAGCUAAGUGCGUCAACGAAUCUGCCGCAAAUAUUGCAAAUGCUGUUAUCAACAGUUUAUGCGAUUUGUAUGUCUUUUCGUUACCGAUAAAGGAUAUGCUAGGGUUGAGGCUACCUUUACGACAGAGGAUCAGUCUUGUUAUACUAUUCUCAUUGGGUGGAGUGGUCUGUAUUGCUGGAUGGUUGAGGGUAUGGCAGUUGACGUCUGUUCUGAAAAGAACGUAUGACAAUACUUGGUAUGGUCCUACUAUGUAUAUUUUGACGGCAGUGGAGUGUGAUGUGGCGAUUUUGUGUGGAUGUUUACCUGCAUUAAAGCCAUUGAUGGCAAAGGUUAUACCGGGUUUGAGGAAGUUUAGUUUGAGGAGACUGAGUGGAGCUGGACUGACGGCGGGGAGUGGGAGUGAGAAAGGGAGGUAUAAAGGUAAAGGAAGUGAGAUUGGCGAUACGAGUGGUGAAGGCAGCGGAAAUGGGGUGGGGAGAAGGAGAGGCGCAGUUAGUGGAAUGAGUUCGGGCCAAUGUCCAUAUUCAGACCCUAGCAAACUCCUGGAUCCAACGAAUUUGAUACCAGAGCUGGAGAAGGCUAAACUGGCAAGUGAUAUUGGCAGCUGUAAGAGCGAGCUGAGUAUUCCUCUAUAUGAGAAUAUUCUGAAAAGCACAAGCAGGCUACCACUACAAGAUACGGGUGAAGAGGAUGACAUGGAAGGCACCGGAAGCCCAACGGAUACGAGGCCAGGAGGAGAUUUAGAAAGCGGAUACCCGCCGGUAGCUAAGAGUAUGGAUUGGGCGAACUAUAAGUCGUAG
This is a messenger RNA of Orbilia oligospora ATCC 24927, 1062 nucleotides long. RefSeq lists its product as uncharacterized. The record is from RefSeq and is a predicted model, not a curated record. Bases 1 to 1062 code for a protein of 353 amino acids. NCBI's taxonomy places the organism in Eukaryota, Fungi, Ascomycota, Orbiliomycetes, Orbiliales, Orbiliaceae. The transcript has a single exon.